Molecule: messenger RNA, 1508 nt
Organism: Helianthus annuus (common sunflower)
Lineage: Eukaryota; Viridiplantae; Streptophyta; Magnoliopsida; Asterales; Asteraceae
Product: putative glucuronosyltransferase PGSIP8
Exons: 5
Coding region: 51-1493 (480 amino acids)
Molecular function (GO): glycosyltransferase activity
Source: RefSeq, a predicted model, not a curated record
UAGCUACCGGCAACUGCCGGUCACCUCACCGACGGAUUAUCUGCUGCUAAAUGCACGAUCGGUCAAUCAAACGUUGUAACCUACGACAAAAAAUGGUGUCACGGAAAUCUUUUAAGUCUUUGUUCUGGCUGUUGUCGAUAAUCUGUUUGGAUUUGAAUGGAGUUAGGGCUGACGUCAGUCACAAAAACGCAUACGCGACGAUGAUGUAUAUGGGGACACCAAGAGAUUACGAGUUUUACAUUGCGAUUAGAGUUAUGUUACGAUCUUUAUCGAAGCUUCGAGUCGAUGCGGAUCUUGUUGUGAUUGCUUCUGUUGAUGUUCCUGCUCGUUGGAUGCAUACGAUGGAAGAGGAAGAUGGUGCGAAGGUUGUGCGAGUUGAGAAUCUAAACAACCCAUACAUAAGUGAUACUAGCCAUGAUAGAUUUAAAUUAACGCUAAACAAAUUGUACGCGUGGAGCUUAGUAGAAUACGAAAGGGUCGUCAUGCUUGAUGCUGAUAAUCUUUUUCUUCAAAAGACCGAUGAACUGUUUCAAUGUGGCCAAUUUUGUGCAGUCUUUAUUAACCCUUGCGUUUUCCAUACAGGCCUCUUUGUAUUGGAGCCAUCGUCGAAGGUGUAUAAGGAUAUGUUACGCGAUUUAGAUAAUAGGAGAGAUAAUCCAGAUGGAGCUGAUCAAGGUUUUAUUGGAGGUUACUUUCCUGAUCUUCUUGAUCAGCCCAUGUUUCAUCCACCCUCUGAUGGAACCAAACUUGAUGGUACAUUCAGACUUCCUUUGGGUUACCAAAUGGAUGCUUCUUAUUAUUAUCUAAGAUUAAGGUGGAGUGUACCAUGUGGACCAAACAGUGUGAUCACAUUUCCUGGUGCAUCAUGGUUAAAGCCUUGGUAUUGGUGGUCGUGGCCCGUUUUACCGCUAGGCAUCCAAUGGCAUGAACAACGGCGUGAAACUAUAGGGUACGAUUCAGAGAUGCCUUUCGUGCUAAUCCAAACUAUAAUUUACUUAUGCAUUAUAGCGGUCACGCGCUUGGCUCGUCCAACUCUAACAAAGUUAUGCUAUCGCGGUGCAGACAAGAAUUUAACCAUAAUCCAAACAAGCCUUAAAGCUAUAGCCAUAUUAUCCAUCAUCAUAUCAUAUAUGCUCCCAUUCAUGCUAGUCCCUCAUACAAUCCAUCCGAUUUUAGGGUGGACCAUGUACUUAUUAGGGUCCUUUGCUCUCUCAUGUAUCACCAUAAAUGUUUUUCUUCUCCCGUUACUACCGGUUUUGACCCCUUGGUUGGGGAUCAUAGGAGUCCUUUUAGUCAUGGCUUGCCCAUGGUAUACAGAUGGUGUUGUGAGGGCUUUAUCGGUUUUCGCAUAUGCGUUUUGUGUUUCACCGGUUCUAUGGAUUUCAAUGGGGAAAAUUAGAUCAUCUCUUCAUAUUUCACUUGAGAGGGAAGGUUUUCUGCCCAGCCGACUCACCGAUUCAACUCAGUCUAAUGGUUUUAAUAAGUUAUAUUGACAUAAAAAUUAUAAA